Molecule: messenger RNA, 1545 nt
Organism: Closterium sp. NIES-65
Lineage: Eukaryota; Viridiplantae; Streptophyta; Zygnematophyceae; Desmidiales; Closteriaceae
Source: the annotation of a GenBank genome assembly
AUGCCGAUCGUUGGGCAAUCACCGACCCCGCCGCCGCCAAUCAAGUGCGCCGCCGCCAAUCAAGUGCGCCGUCGUGGUGGCGCAUGGCCCGAGCUUGAGCAGGCGAUGGCUCGCUGGAUCGCUAACGCUGGCCCCGCAGGCGUACCACUCACUCUGCAAACGAUCCGCGAUCACGUGGCGAUUAUGGCGCGCAACAUGGGCAUUCCGCCCGUGUUUCGAUGCUCCAUUGGCUGGGUGCGCCGUGCGUUGCGGCGCCAGGGAGUGCGGUGCCGUGCCGCCACCGGCGAGGCGGCGAGCGCCAACAUGGCUGCUGUGCGUGAAGCGCGUGAGAAGGUGCCGGCGCUUCUUACUCACCUCGGCUACCAGCCGCGCGACACCUUCAAUCUUGACGAGACAGCUCUGUGGCUCUCUGUGCUGCCCCGAAAAACAUACAGCAAUGCCCGCAUUCCGGGUCACAAGGUCUCAAAGGAGCGGCUGACCGUCGCGUUUCUCGUCAACGCCGACGGCAGCCAUGUUUUCCAGCCGCUCGUCAUCAGCAAGGCGCGCCGUCGUCAUGACUUCCGGCCGGACUACGACCCCGAAGCCUUGUUCACCAACUUCAUAUCGCAGCUCAAUGCCGCGAUGUAUGCCGAAGGGAGGGAAAUCGCGGUGCUGCUCGACAAUGCCAGCUCCCAUAUGCUGCGGGACGAGUGCGCGUGGAGCGAAAUCGUCUGCGGCAUGCGGACCACCCGCCUCAGCAACGUGCGCAUCAUCUUCCUGCCGCCGAACACAACCGCCUUCACGCAGCCGCUCGACCAGGGGAUAAUCGCGACCGCGAAGGCCCGCUAUCGCCAGCACUGGCUGCGUGCCUUCACGGCGCUGUGGAACGACGACGGCGCAACAAGCGCCGUGGCCCGCUAUCGCCCCAAUCUGCGCGAUGUGCUGGGGUGGCUCUCAGACGCCUGGAUGAGUCCGACCCCACAUGCGUACCCCGACAUUGAGCUCGACGACGACAUCGACGACGUCGGCGACCUCAUUGGCGGACUCGGCCUCGGCACCGGCGCGAUGACCGCCGUUGAGUACGUCGCCAUCGACGAGGGCGAGCCGACGUGCGCGGAGGCGGCAGCGGGCGCGACACCGGAUGAUGCGGACGUGGGCCUGGUGGCGGAGCUAUGGAGGGCGCCUACCAAGAUGCAGGCCGUGUAUGGCGAAUCCGACCCAAUCGGCCGUGAAGCGCGGCGCACGGCACGGGCGGCCAGCGAGAUGCUCAUCGGCUACGCUCGCGCCGUGAGCGUGACGCCGCGCGACCUUUGCCACCUGUUCGACAUUCGUAAUCCGAUUAUCAGGGAGCGCAUGGAGCGGGCAAGCCCCGCGCUCAAUCUCAACACGGCCCCACCGCGGCGGCUUUCGCCGACCGUAACUCCGCCGCCUGACACCCCGCGUCCGAGGGGCCGAGUGCUGCCUGGCUGGAUGACCCAGCCGUCCCGCCGUCAGCAGCUUCUGGACGCCGGGGUUGGCGCCGCGAUGGGCGGGUACGUGGAGGCGGCAGAGUGGAUGCAUGUGUGA